UCCCUUUCGUGGCCUCCUCCUGCCCCCACCUUUGGGGCCUUCCGCACCCGAGACUGGGGGUGGCCGGUGAAGGGACUGGGGGCUCCUCCUCCGGAGCCCCAUGAACGAGGCAGUGAGUCAGAAGGGGAAGGGGAAGUAGGGGGCCUCGGCUGGGGGCUGGGCUUUCCGCUGGGUGGGACCUGAGUCCCUUGCCCGCCCGAGGGUGCUCCCUGCCCCAGCCCCUGAAAGCAGAUCCCGCCUGAGCCAUGGCCCCAAGACUUGUCCUGGUCCUCACCCUCACCCUCUGGUUGGGUUGCUCACUUUGCUGCUGGAGAGAAGCAGCUCCCACCCAGCCCAGGGUGCGGUGCCAGGCCUCUAGGUACCCGAUCGCAGUGGAUUGCUCCUGGACCCUGCCUCCCACUCCAACCUCCUCCAGGCCCACGUCCUUCAUUGCCACGUACAGGCUUGGCGUGGCAGCCCAUGGGGAGAGCCGGCCCUGCCUCCAGCGGACACCACACGCCACCAGCUGCAUCAUCCCUGACAUCCAGAUGUUCUCCAUGGUGCCCUAUGUGCUCAACAUCACGGCUGUCCACCCCCGAGGCGUCAGCAGCAGCUUCGUGCCGUUUGUCCCGGAGCACGUCAUCAAACCGGACCCUCCAGAAGGUGUGCGCCUGAGCCCCCUCCCUGGGCAGCGGCUCCGGGUGCAAUGGGAACCCCCCCGCUCCUGGCCCUUCCCAGAGAUCUUCUCACUCAAGUACCGGAUCCGCUACAAGCGUCAUGGAGCUGCCCGCUUCCGCCAGGUGGGACCAAUUGAAGGCACAUCCUUCACCCUCAAGGCUGUGAGGCCCCAAGCCAAGUACUGCAUCCAGGUUGCUGCUCUGGACCUCACUGACUACGGGGAAUCGAGCGCCUGGAGUCUCCCCGCCGUUGCCUCCGUGACCCUGGGCAAGUAGUGGGGGUUCCCUGCACCCCUGAAGAGGGGCUGUGCCCUUGAUAUCCACCUAAGGGUGGAUGGGACCUGACUGGCCUGGGUUCACUGCUGCCGAGUUGCUGGGCAACCUUGGACAAGUGACUUCGCCUCUCUGAGCCUCAGUUUCUCAGUCUGUGAAAUGGGGAUGUACUCACUGCCUCCUUUGACACAGUGCAAUGUUUUGUGAACAGGGAAUGUGAGAUUUUUUAAAUUGUUUAAUUAGGAAAGGAUCAUUGUCACUAGAAUCAGGACUCUUCCAUCUUUUAACAGAUCUACAUGAGACCCUGGGAGGAGAGGACAGACCAGGACACACACACACACACACAGUGAAUCCCCACGGCCACACACGAGGUCAGGGCUGGACCAGAGGAAGAGACGGGGCUGGGGGAGUCAGGGCAGGGGUGGUGGGUGUUCCGCCUGGGAUGGAAUGAUGAAUCCAUUCAGUUCAGUUCAGUUUGGUUCACCUCAAAAGCUGCCCGGAUGUGAGCCCCACUGUGGGUGGACACCAAUGGGACAUGAGUUCAUCUGGGAAGCUCUCUCUGAGGAGGAGACAACACAGCCAGGCUCUGAAAGAUUUUCUCAAUCCAGGAGCUCCUCUGUACAUUUCACUCAGGUCGCAAUUCCAAGGUCACCUCCUCCAAGAAGCCUUCCCUGACCACCUCAUCUACAGCAAGCAGAAUAAAGACACCGCCCCCCAAAGAUAUCCAUGUCCUAAUCCCCAGAACCUGUGAAUGUGAUACCUUACACAGCACAAGGGACUUUGCAGAUGUGAUUAAUUUAACAAUCUUGAGGAUCCUUAAAGAUUGAGGAUCUUUCAUUAAGUUAAUGAAAAUGGGGACUUCCCUGGUGGUCCAGUGGUUAAGACUCCACGCUCCCAAUACAGGGGGCCCAGGUUCGAUCCCUGGUCAGGGAACCAGAUCCCACAUGCCUGCUGCAACUAAGAGUUCGCAUGCCACAACUAAGGAGCCAGCAAGUCGCAACUAAGGAGCCCUCCUGCCACAACUAAGACCUGGUGCAACCAAAUAAAUAAAUAUAUUUUUUAAAGUUAAUGAAAAUGAAGUAGAGUUACAUUGUAUUAUCCAGGUGGCCCCAAGGUAAUCACAGGUGACCUUAUAAAAGGGAAGCAGGAGGUCAGAGGGAGACAGAGAAGGUGAUGU
Kogia breviceps (pygmy sperm whale) is the source of this 2106-nucleotide messenger RNA. It is a transcript of the gene EBI3, whose product is annotated as Epstein-Barr virus induced 3. The record is from RefSeq and is a predicted model, not a curated record. Lineage: Eukaryota; Metazoa; Chordata; Mammalia; Artiodactyla; Physeteridae. Gene Ontology annotation, cellular component: membrane. Gene Ontology annotation, molecular function: protein binding; cytokine receptor activity.